Messenger RNA from Procambarus clarkii (red swamp crayfish), 876 nucleotides. RefSeq names its product putative defense protein 3. NCBI's taxonomy places the organism in Eukaryota, Metazoa, Arthropoda, Malacostraca, Decapoda, Cambaridae. Gene Ontology annotation, cellular component: membrane. The record is from RefSeq and is a predicted model, not a curated record.
GAGAGUAUAAAUAGCCGGAGCGGGACAGUUGGAGCUCCAGUUGUCCCCAGAGCGUCUCUGGGAGUUGACCUGAAGGAGACCCGUGUACCAUGAUGUAUUGGCUGCUGACAGUAGGUGUGUUGACGGCGUCGCUGCUGGGACAGGCUGAUGCCUACCCGACCGGCGCUCCGAAGGCCGCCUGCGCCACGCUGGAACCGCAACACGAUUCCAAUGACAGCCCCAUUCACAGUGACCUGUACGCCAUCUUCGUGGAGGUGGUGGAUGAUAUCCAACUCAAGGUUACCCUCAACACGACUGGAAAGGAGUUUAAGGGCUUUAUCUUGGCUGCUGACGACCCAACUGGAGUGUUAACUCCUUUAGAUUCUCACGCUCAAGUGCUAGAUUGUCCGGACCAGCCCACAGUGACCCAUACCAGCCGUGUUCUGAAGCAGAGUGUCACUCUUCACUGGCAGAGAGAUACUGGCCUGGCCGCAGUCAACUUCCUAGCAACAGCGGUCACGGCGUACGAAGACGACUACAUUACCGGAAUAAGCUAUUCCUACAGCCCUUAAAAUUCGCGAGUUUCUUCUCCAAGACUCAGACACACUUACAGGGAAAAUUCUUGCCACGUCACGCUGAGUUUCCCCAAGUUAUUGGGGAAUUUUCCCCAUGAUAUUGGGGAAUUUCCCCAGUUUAUUGGGGAAAUUCCCUAGUUUAUUGGGGAAAUUCCCCAGUUUAUUGGGGAAAUUCCCUAGUUUAUUGGGGAAAUUCCCUAGUUUAUUGGGGAAUUUCCUCAGGUUUUUGGGGAAUUUUCCCAAUCUGAGAGCGGAAGGAUAACAGGAAUGUGAAAUACAAUCAGGAUUGUAUCCUUGACAUUUAAAUAAAUUGGUGAAUGUA